AUAAAGGUUGAGAAGUUAACAAACACAUACUCAAAAUCAUAAAACUUAAUUGAAUUUAUACAUAAAUUUAAGACAGAUCUAAGCAUAAAUUGAUUUUGAAAUAUAAUUUACGGAUUAAGACCAUAAAUUAUGCGUAAAAAUAGCUUAAAGACAACUUUACGCGGAUUAUGUAGGUUAAUAAACCGCUAAUAAGGAUCCAAAUCAUAAAAUUUAACCGGAUAUGGACCUAAAUUUAGCGAAUAAAUUGAUUUUGAGGCUAGUUUAUGAAUUAAAUUAAAGAUAAAAAAGCAUUGCUUAAUCAAUUAGAAGAUUGCUAAAUAGUUAAUGCCACUUUACUUAUUGAAAAAAUGGUAAAAGCUCUCGAUAUAACGGAAUAAAAUCAUUAAAAAUUCAAGCAUUGCGGAUGAAAAAAAAAAGGAAAAUCAGGUAGAGUUAUUGCUGGUUAUCCGUGGUAUACCACAAAUAAAGUUGUUUAUAUCUUUUGGAUAUACCUGAAUUAGUUAUCAAGUUAGAAGUCAGACAUAAACAAGUCACGAGUUCGUUGAUCUGAACGAAUAACGACACUUGGCUUAGUUAAACCCGAUGACCAGAAAUUUUAACAUUGCGGAAUCAUCGUUAAGAAUAAGGAUAAACCACAUUUUGUCUAUAAUUAAUUUCUUUACUGGAUUCAAAUCAAUCCGAAUAGUAAGUGUAGGCCCUCUGCAUAAUUUUAGUCAUAAACUAAUUGCGCCUAAUUGUAGCUAUACAACUAUUUAUAAAUUAUGAGAUAAAAUUGAUUUAUUUUUCCAAUUUCGGGGCCCCUAGGCGUGUGCCUCACGUGCCUAGUGGGCAAUCCGGCACCGGUCCUAGUAAUAGGGAGCCAGCUGAAUCGUUUACCGGGGCCUCAAAACAUUCGUUACAAAGUAACAAUUCCGUUGCAUUUCGGGUGUAUUAAAAAAUGCCUUUAUUAAUUCAUUUUUUCAUACACUGGGGCCUUUUUCCAUCCCCAACGGGUCCCAGUACGUAUAAAUGUGUAUAUUUAAAUAAUUUUUUGAGUAUUUUUAACUCCUUCUCACGUAAAACAUCCCAAAUUCCCUCGUUUUAUUAUCAUUACUCGCGGGGAGGAAGAAUAACGCCGAAUAAAACUUUCACUGUAUGGUUACGUAAACAAGAUGAAUUAUUGACGUCAUCGAUUUUUGUCACGUGACAACCGCCCGGUUUUAUCUUGAGAAACAAUACAGAUGAUUCAAAACACCAUUAAAAAAAUAAAUUUUCCUUAUCUUAACAAGAAAGCAUUUAAAUUGCUCCUUAUAUAUAUAAAUGCAUUAGCCUACGCCAUUUUGUUAUUAUGUUUAUUCUGGUUCGCUGUGUGAUAUUUAGCUUCGCUUCUUAAUAAGGAAAUGUUGCCGGUACACGUUUCAUAUUUUUGUAAUUCAAACACCAGAUUUUUAUCUUCUUCGUUUCAAAAUAAAUAAGUGAACCGGAUGAAAACAAGGACUGGAAACUGCUCCAAAAUUUAUAGAAAUGCCAAAGAGGGUAGGAAAAAUACAUGUAUAUAAAAUGCCACGUUUCCAUUAAAAGAAAAUUAACACGACGUCACGAUAUUACUUCCUCCUUUACAGCAUCUGUUUUCCACAUCUACGCAAUAACAAUUUUGAAAUACCGCUGCUGUACGUUUUAGUGUACACUUCUUUUAUUUUUUGUGUACAUUGUGCAUAUUCCUUAUCCAUUACUCAUUUCGUGCCCUUUUUACACCCAAUUGCACAUUUCUUACCCUUUUUGUGUACAUUUUUGUACGUAUCGUGCAUAUUUCUUAUCCAUUACCCAUUUUGUACUCGUUUCUCAGCAUUGUUUUGUCCGACUAAAAACAAAUGCCACCAUAAUUAUCGUGUUUAAAGAUGUGCACGAAUUGUUUUCACGUGGAUAACCCGUAAACAACUCGUGCUAUUGAUAAUGGAAGAAGAAUAAAAAGAAAAUAAUAGAAAAAAAAGCAUGCAGAUAAAUCAAAAUUGUUAUCCGGUCGAGCUGUGUAAAAUCGAUGUUUAGAGGGGACACACCUACUCUCCUGUACUUACCUAUGUCGUAGGAAUGGAGUAGAUCCACAUCCGGGUCUCGUUGUGUGUCGCCUCUUGUGUUGUUGACGUUGUUUACUUGUUAAAGUUGUGACAGGUCGUCCGCUUGACGUGUUAUUGUCAUGGAUUUUUAAAAAAGUAACGUUGCAUAUUGGGUCGGGAAGUGAGACGAAAAAGCCAAGUGGAAAGCCAUGAGCUGUUUACAGUUACCUCAGAGUAUUCUCGGUACAACGUGUACAGAAAGCAAAGAUGAUAUUUCAUAUCGAUUGCUGCUGGGAACAUCAUCCUCGUCGUUGGAUACAGAUCAUAGCUUCUCUAUUUGUGAAGAUGAUGAAUCAAGCAACUCACAAGAGGUAACACUGAAUUUUUAUUUACAAAAUGGUAGUUGCCAGAGACUUGUUGUGGAAGAGAAUUUAAGGGUUUUAGAUAUGUGUCACCUUUUAUCACUGAAGUUUAAUGUUAGCAGAUCACAUACAUGGUCAUUAGUUGAACAUAUACCAGAUUUAGGAAUUGAAAGAAGCUUAGAAGACCAUGAAGAAGUUUUAAAAGUUUAUGUGAGUUGGAGUUAUGAAAAUAGAACAAAUAGUAAUAAAUUUGUUUUUAAACAAGAUUUUCGUAAAUAUGAAUUUUUUAAUAGUCCACAACAAUUUUUUCCAUUGGAUAUGGUCGACUUAGAAUGUCAAGUAGACUGUCUAUCAGAAUCAACCGAAUUAGCAAAAUUAAUAACAUUACAGAAUAUGUUAAAUUCAGGAGAUAAAGUACCAAUUAUUCAAAGUCAGUUAUGGUAUCAAGAAUCAAGCAAACAUUCCUGGAGGAAAUUAUUCUUCAGAGUUGAAGAUGGUACUUUGUAUAUAUCUUCAGCAGAGUCAAAGACAUCAAAUGGUCACAUGCCAGAUACCAGACAGCUUUGGGCAUUUAAAAAUAUCCAGCAAUAUGAAAUUUAUACUUCAACCAAAGACAAGAAUAAUGGUCAACCUACAAAAUAUUGUUUUUGUUUAAAGCCAACUAGUAGUAGCAAGAAAGAAGGAGCAAUGAUCAUCAAAUUUUGCAGUGAAAAUGAACAGGAAAGGCAAUGCUGGCUCAUUGCUCUACGUCUAGCAAAAUAUGGGAAGAAAUUGAGAGAGAAUUAUAAAGAAAUAAAGACUAGAUUAUCUGAGAAUAUUUGGAAUUCAACAAAACCUGGUAGUGGUGUAAUGCUAUCUGUAAGUAAAUUACUGUAGCACAUUAAUUAGUAAUUACAAUUUAUAACAUAGUGUAAUGCACCGCGUACCAAAAAGAAAUGAGGUUACACAAUGUUAGGGUUCAAGGCCUGGACUUUUAAAUCAAAAGCAAUAAUAAUUAAUAAACGACCACAUAUAAGUAACAGUUCACAAUGAAAAUAUCUUUAUUAUUGUUUUUUUUUCCUCAAAAGUUGACUGAUUGAAUAUUUGACAAAUAUAUGAAGUAACAAAGAAUAAUCAAAGUAUACAGCUUACGCUAAUCACUUCUCAGAGAUGUGUCUACAACAUUUGUCACCAGGAGCUACACCACCCGGCUGUAUUGGAUGUGCCUUCUGCACUGCCCUAAUUUACAUUAUUUUGUGUCACAGGAUCAGUCCCUGAUGCAAAAUUAGUAUCUCUGCCUUUUUGACUUUGUCCUUAAAUAAAAAAAGACCCCUGAAAAGAAAAUAACUAACUAAAAAUAAUGCCCAAUAACACUUGGACAUUGACUCCUUCACACCCCUCCCCUUUUAAAAGGAAAUAAUUUCUUUUAGUUAAGGGUUUGAAAAUCAGUAGUACCAAAAUAAGUGACUGUUUUGUGGAAACAGGACAGUCACUUAUUAUAUAUGGUAUAGGACAAUCAGUUGGCAGUCGUGCUGUUAAAGUUAAAUUCUUGAGGUGGAGAUUUGUCAAUCAUUGGUAUCGUGAGGUUGUAAAAGAUUACAUUUUUCUGUGGUCAGGACAGCACAAAAAAGAUUAAACUUUGGUGAUGUUCCCUUGCUGGGGUUUCCUUCAUUCGUUCCUUGGACCUCAAACCAGCAGGCUAUCGGUAGUUUAUUUUCCUUUGGGGUCGGAGUCAUCUUGGAGAUGGUGAAGAUGCAGGACAGACAGACAGACAUUAUUCUUUAUUAGUACACAAAGUACAGACCCGGUACCGCAUUAGCACAACCGGGUAUGAUGCACAGUUACAACAGGGUAAAUUUACAGAGUAUUAUUGUAAAGUACUAUAUUAUUUUUCCGACUUUCCAACGAUUAUCGACACUACUGUGUGCCGGAAAUAGCCGUUCCCUAACGGGUACUUUACG
This is a messenger RNA of Centruroides sculpturatus (bark scorpion), 4335 nucleotides long. RefSeq names its product growth factor receptor-bound protein 14-like. Gene Ontology annotation, biological process: signal transduction. The coding region runs from base 2243 to 3271 and encodes 342 amino acids. The record is from RefSeq and is a predicted model, not a curated record. NCBI's taxonomy places the organism in Eukaryota, Metazoa, Arthropoda, Arachnida, Scorpiones, Buthidae. The transcript has 10 exons.